Rubroshorea leprosula is the source of this 583-nucleotide messenger RNA. NCBI's taxonomy places the organism in Eukaryota, Viridiplantae, Streptophyta, Magnoliopsida, Malvales, Dipterocarpaceae. The record is from the annotation of a GenBank genome assembly.
CCAAAGUCAUCAAGCCUUAUCAUAUUUGUUUUAUUCCCAUUCAUUUUACUCAAGUAAUGGCAUCCAGUUCUAUCACUUCUUCACGUCACUCCAAAUCCUACUGGACUCCAAAGCAAAACAAGCUAUUUGAAAAUGCACUGGCUAUAUAUGACAAGGACACCCCAGAACGCUGGCAAAAAGUUGCUGAUGCUGUGGGUGAGAAAUCCCCAGAGGAAGUCAAGAGACACUAUGAGAUCCUAGUGGCUGAUCUCAUGUCCAUAGAAUCUGGCCGCAUCCCUAUACCCAACUACAAGGCUUAUGAAGAACCUAAAGUUAAAGCUCCAAGGAAGCAAAAGUCUCAGCCUUGUUGUUAGAAGAUACUGUAUAGUAUUGAAAAGCAUAUGCAUGAGCACGUCGUGCAUCUACCGCAUAAAUUCUGCUUUGUGAGUCGUUUGCCACUUUCAGGUGUUUGUGUCCUACUAAGCCUGUAUUAUGAUACGUGUGCAUCACUGUUUCCAUCUAAAGCUUGUAAUUAUUGUACUUGAUUUCGGGGUAAAAGCUGUUUGCAUAACUGUAUUUUGUCUAUUAAAGCUAAUCUUCUGGU